AUGAUCAGCGUCGAAUCGCUCAACUUGAACGAUUUCUCUGGUGAUUUGAAUGGCGCGGUAGACGCUCUCCUCAAGGCUGAGUCUACCGAGGAUUCCAAACACCACGCUGAAAUUUUGGCAGCCACCCUUGACAAGGCAGGAGUGAGAUAUUUGAGUGACGUCGUCCAAAAACUGUUGAAAUCAGCCACAAACAAGAAAUCUGGCGAUGAGCGUCAAUCUGCGUGUAUCGCUUUCUUAUCUUUAUUCAAAAGAGCAAAGGUUCACGGUGGCUUGGAGGUGUUCUAUAUAGGCACUCUCCCAACUCUUCUCGACCUCGUUGCAGACAAGGGCGAAGCCGUUAAAGAUGCUGCUCAAUCUGCAAUCGAUGCUCUGAUUUCAUUGGUCAAUCCAUAUUCUAUUACUUCUCUACUCGAGAACAUCUGGUCACUCACGUCUUCUUCCUCCGCCAAGUGGAAAUCCAAAUCCAUGGCUCUCCAAAUUAUUACUAAACUUGUCAAAUCUGGUGGUCCCCUUUGGAGAGGCAGAUUCGCUGAACAUCUCGGUGAAAUCGUUCCUCACCUUGAAGCCGCUAUGCACGACACUAAAUCUGAAGUCUCAUCAGCCGCUAAGAAGUGCUCUAUGGCUGUUUGUUCUUUGCUUCAAAACCCAGACAUUCUUCCACAUGUCCCCUCUUUAGUCAGCGCAAUGCAGUCUUCAACCGCUGUUCCUGCUCUCAUCAAGCAACUCAGCUCCACCACUUUCGUUGCUGAAGUCGAUGGACCUUGUCUCGCCGUUCUCGUUCCUCUUCUUGGUAGAGCUUUGAAAGAAAAGAGCAUGGAGACUAUCCGUAUGACCGUCAUCGUCAUUGGUAACCUCGUUAAACUCGUCAGAGACCCACGCGUUGCUGCAAGAUAUUUAGGUGACCUUUUCCCAGGUGUUACCAACAUCAAGGAAGGUGCCGCUUUCCCUGAAGUUAGAGCUUUCGCUGCUACAACCCACAAAAUUAUGGUUUCCGCUGGUGCUUCUUCUUCUAACCCAGAAGCAUCACGUUCGAGACCUGAAGAAGUUAUCCACGCGUGUGAAGUCUUCAAUCGCCUCCUUACUGCCGAGGGUGUUACUACUGUUGUCGCUGCUCCAAAGAUUGAAGAGGAUGACCUUAUCGCUAUCACUCUCAAGUACAUCUCAGACAUGAUCGUCGAUCUCGCAUACGACCGUGACUUUGACAGAUCUAAAUGGGUUGAUCUCACCAUCGCUCCGUACCUCCAACACUUCCUCCAAGGAAAGCGCGACGAAGCUAACAAGGUCGCUCAAGAGACCCUCGAUGUCUUUUUGGAAAUUGACAAAAAGGCCAACGCUAGUACUCUCAACGAGUACGAAGACGAUGGGGAAGAACUUUGUCGCACUGACUUUUCCUUAGCUUACGGUGGUUUGUUGCUUCUUAACCACACCACUCUGAGAAUCGUACGUGGUCGCAGAUACGGUAUCUGUGCUGGUAACGGUAAGGGUAAAUCCACCCUUUUGAAGGCACUCCGCGAUGGUAAGGUUGAAGGUUUCCCUACCCAAGACCAGCUUCGUACAAUCAUGGUCGAGCACGCUCUUCAAGGUGAGGAUGCCUCACUUUCAAUUGGAGAUUAUGUCGCCUCGGAUCCAAACCUCAAGGGACUCGCACGUGAGAAAAUCACUGAAGCACUUGAGUCUGUUGGGUUUUCGCAAGAGAAGCAGAAUGAUCCAGUUGGGUCAUUGUCUGGUGGAUGGAAGAUGAAGCUUGAGCUCGGACGUGCCAUGUGUAUUGGGGCUGAUGUGUUGCUGCUCGAUGAACCAACGAACCACUUGGAUGUUCCAUCUGUUCAAUGGCUCGAGAAUUGGUUGGUCGAGAACAACACCACCAUCCUCACCGUUUCUCACGACUCAGGUUUCCUCGAUGCUGUGUGCACUGAUAUCAUGCACUACGAAGACCGUAGACUAGUAUACUACAAGGGCAACCUUUCUGCAUUUGUUGCGCAAGUUCCUGCAGCACAAGCAUACUACACGCUCGAAGCGACGUCGAUUAAGUUUUCUUUCCCACCACCAGGAUCACUCAUGGGAGUGAGGUCCAACACGCGCGCCAUCAUGAAACUGAAGGAUUGUGUCUUUGCUUAUCCAAAUACACCAAGACCCCAAUUAAAUGGCGUUAGUUGUGCGCUGUCGCUCAGCUCCAGAGUUGGUAUACUUGGUCCAAACGGUGCUGGUAAAUCCACACUCAUCAAGCUCAUCACUGGUGAGACGGUGCCGCAAACUGGAUCCGUUUACAAGCAUCCUAAUCUUCGUGUCGGUUACGUUGCCCAGCACGCCUUCCACCACAUUGAACAACAUCUCGAAAAGACACCAAUCGGAUACAUCCAGUGGCGUUAUGCGCAGGGAUAUGAUCGUGAAGUGCUCGAGAAGGAGACGCGUGUGCUCACCGAUGAAGAUAAGAAAAUGUUCGAUACUCCUAUCGUUGGUAAAACAGGUGAAGCGCGCUACUUGGAGAGAAUUAUGGGUCGUCAAAAGCUCAAGAAAUCUUACCAAUACGACGUCAAAUGGAAGGGUCUUCCUCAUAAGAUGAACGUAUGGCUUCCUCGUGAGUUGCUUAUCGACUCAGGCUUCUCAAAGCUCGUUCAACAAUUCGAUGAUUUCGAAGCAUCUAGAGAGGGUGCAGGACAGCGUGAUAAUAAGGCAGAGUUGAUUAGAAAGAUGCUUGAAGAUCUUGGAUUGGAUGGUGAUAUUGCGCAGUACAAUGAAAUAUCAGGUCUGUCAGGUGGACAAAAGGUCAAGGUUGUAGUUGCAGCAGCCAUGUACAACAACCCACAGAUAUUGAUUCUCGACGAACCAACCAACUUCUUGGAUAGAGAGUCAGUAGGUGGUCUCGCAACAGCAAUUAACACAUGGACAGGAGCUGUUUGUGUUAUCUCACACAACCUCGAAUUCGUUCACGCUGUCUGUCCAGAGAUCUGGAACGUAGAUGCCGGUGUAUUGUCGAUCGAGGGUAAGGCAGCAGAGAUAGAAGAUGCGCCUGAGGAGAAGAAGGGACCAAAGCCAGGAUCUAAGGCUGCUUCUAGAGCCGCUUCAGCUGCUGCAUCUGCUGCCAACUCAGCAGCUACAUCAGCAACAGAGGACAGCGGAUCUAGCGUACCAAAGCCAAAGAAGAAGAAGAAGAUGUCUAGAAAUGAAGUAAAGGCACAGGAGGAGAGGAGGAGACAAAGAACAUUGAGAUUCUUGUCAGACUCAACAAUUAAUGAGCGUGAACCAGACACGGAGUCAGAUUAG
This is a messenger RNA of Wallemia ichthyophaga EXF-994, 3264 nucleotides long. RefSeq names its product mRNA export factor elf1. Bases 1 to 3264 code for a protein of 1087 amino acids. The record is from RefSeq and is a predicted model, not a curated record. The transcript is spliced from 3 exons. NCBI's taxonomy places the organism in Eukaryota, Fungi, Basidiomycota, Wallemiomycetes, Wallemiales, Wallemiaceae. Gene Ontology annotation, molecular function: ATP hydrolysis activity; ATP binding.